CCUUUGCCAUGAACCAGCCUGCCUCUGGGGUUCCCCCACCACCCCGUCGUGUGCGGCUGAAACCCUGGCUGGUGGCUCAGGUGAACAGCUGCCAGUACCCCGGGCUUCAGUGGGUAAACGGGGAAAGGAAAUUCUUUUACAUCCCCUGGCGCCAUGCCACGAGGAGUGGGCCCAGCCAGGAGGGCGAUAACACCAUCUUCAAGGCCUGGGCCAUGGAGACGGGGAAGUACACGGAGGGGGUGGACGAGGCCGACCCCGCCAAGUGGAAGGCCAACCUGCGCUGCGCCCUGAACAAGAGCCGCGACUUCCAGCUCUUCUACGACGGGACCAAGGACAUGCCGCCGCAGCCCUACAAGAUCUAUUCCCCUCUUUCUGCUCAUCCUCCCUCUGCAGAGUCCCAGCCCAGCGAGGACUACGCUUUCGGUGCAGGGGAGGAGGAGGAGGCCGCGGAGGAGGAGGAGGAGGAGCUCCAGAGGAUGCUACCCAGCCUGAGCCUCACAGAAGUUGUGCAGUCCGGCCCUACUCUGGCACCCUAUCCUGUACCCAAAGAAGAUGUCAAGUGGCCACCCACUCUCCAGCCACCCGUGGUGCAGGGUCCCCCGGUUCCAGACCCCAGCCUCCUGGCACCUGCCCCUGGCAACCCUGCUGGCUUUGGGGACCUUCUCCCCGAAAUCCUGCCAGGCCUGGACCCUGGGUCCAUGGCCACCAGCCUGCCCUCCACCUGUGAACAACUCCUGCCCGACCUGCUGAUCAGCCCACACAUGCUGCCUCUGACUGAUCUGGAGAUCAAGUUCCAGUACCGGGGGCGACCACCCCGCGCCCUCACCAUCAGCAACCCACAAGGCUGCCGGCUCUUCUACAGCCAGCUGGAAGCCACCCAGGAGCAAGUGGAGCUCUUCGGGCCCGUGAGCCUGGAGCAAGUGCGCUUCCCCAGCCCCGAGGACAUCCCCAGUGAAAAGCAGCGCUUCUACACCAACCAGCUGCUGGACGUCCUGGACCGCGGGCUCAUCCUCCAGCUCCAGGGCCAGGAUCUGUACGCCAUCCGCCUCUGCCAGUGCAAGGUGUUCUGGAGUGGGCCCUGCGCCUCAGCCCACAGCUCCCGGCCCAACCCCAUCCAGCGGGAGGUCAAGACCAAGCUGUUCAGCCUGGAACAUUUUCUCAAUGAGCUCAUCCUGUUCCAGAAGGGCCAGACCAGCACCCCACCACCGUUCGAGAUCUUCUUCUGCUUUGGGGAGGAAUGGCCUGACCCAAAACCCAGAGAGAAGAAGCUCAUCACGGUCCAGGUGGUGCCGGUAGCAGCAAGGUUGCUGCUGGAGAUGUUCUCAGGGGAGCUUUCUUGGUCAGCUGACAGUAUCCGCCUACAGAUCUCAAAUCCAGACCUCAAAGACCACAUGGUGGAACAGUUCAAGGAGCUCCAUCAUCUCUGGCAGUCCCAGCAGCGCUUACAGCCCCUGGCCCAGGCCCCGCCAGUGCCAGGCCUGGGUGCUGGUCAGGGGCCCUGGCCCAUGCACCCAGUUGGCAUGCAAUAAUGAGACUGUGGAUUGUGGCUGGCCCAGGCUUUUUGGGUGACUCUGUGGACUGAUGGGCUGGUGAUGGCCCCAGUGGGCACCUGGUUGACUGUUGGGUCAUAUCUCUGGAUCUCCUGGAAAUGGAUUUGGGCCAACGAGGAGCAAAGUAGCCCAAGUUCCAGGUUCUCCCUGUUGAAGUUGAAGGAAGAUGGAAGCUGGCUUUGAUUUGGGGACUCUUCCUGGACCACUAGCUCUGGUCAGCUGGCCCUGGGGGACUCAGCCAUCAGCACCCUUGAGCAGGGAAAGACCCUCCACUCUGGGGCCUAAUUAUAGGGAGGGAAUUGCCUUAGAGUGGCCCAGUCUGAUGGCUGCCCCAUUUCCUCUGGCAAGAAGUGCCAAGUGCUGUGGGCUGCAGUGCCCUAGCAGGGCCUCUGCAGGGCAUGGGUCUGAUUUUGGGGUUCCCUGAUUUGAGACUCACCUCCUCACUUUUCUCCCACCUGAAAUAGAAAAGAGCACUUAGGUAUUACACCAGGUACUUAAGGCUGGCAGCUACCUCCCUUCUUGAAAGUCUGAGAACCUGGGGGAGAAAGUGGAAUUUAAUGUAUUUUUGGAUUAAUAAAUGUUAAAAGCAGAUCCAGCUGUUUCUUUCCUUUUUCCAAUACCAACUUCUUCCAGACCCUGCUUCUGAUGCCAGCUGGCCUUUCCCCUAGCACUUGCCCACCAUUUCUGCUCUUGAGACGGAGGGCCUGCCUUCCAGGCUGAUGAGUCACCCAGCUGGCUUUGCUUUCUAGGAGGAAGCUGGCUGAA
Messenger RNA from Condylura cristata (star-nosed mole), 2315 nucleotides. It is a transcript of the gene IRF5, whose product is annotated as interferon regulatory factor 5. The transcript is spliced from 8 exons. The coding region runs from base 9 to 1529 and encodes 506 amino acids. The record is from RefSeq and is a predicted model, not a curated record. Lineage: Eukaryota; Metazoa; Chordata; Mammalia; Eulipotyphla; Talpidae. Gene Ontology annotation, molecular function: DNA-binding transcription factor activity, RNA polymerase II-specific; RNA polymerase II cis-regulatory region sequence-specific DNA binding; protein binding. Gene Ontology annotation, cellular component: nucleus. Gene Ontology annotation, biological process: regulation of transcription by RNA polymerase II; immune system process.